Molecule: messenger RNA, 1041 nt
Organism: Rhodofomes roseus
Lineage: Eukaryota; Fungi; Basidiomycota; Agaricomycetes; Polyporales; Fomitopsidaceae
Exons: 2
Coding region: 324-950 (208 amino acids)
Source: RefSeq, a predicted model, not a curated record
UGCGCACCGCCCGAUCCCUCCGCGAGUGCCACUGCCAGCGCACGGCCGCCGCUUAUCGUCGCAGCGGCAGGCUAUGAGCAGGCUAGUGGCGCCACCACGCCAGCCACCCUCCCAGUCGCUGCACCCGCCGCCGGCUCCCGCGCCCAGCCAACAGCCCGGCGACCUACCCACUCCCGCCACCGGCCCUGCCGGAUCCCCCGGCCCGCCGCAGGCCCCCCGACGUCCACGGUGCCCACGUGUGGCGGCGGGAGAGACACCGACGCGACGCGCCGCAGGCGAAUGCGUCCGCCGCAUCGUGCCCGCUGCUCCCAAGACGGGACCGUAUGGGAAGCGUGCCUCGCGAGCUGCCGCACACUGAGGCCCAGGUUUACCCCCGCGUCCCUGCAAUCUGCGUGGCUCCGUCCGUCCGCCAGAUUUGCAGCACGCUCGCCGCCCGUGCGGUAGCGUGCGCUGUACCUAGUCGCCGCGCCCGGCCAUGUGAGCAGGGCUUCCGAACGACUGCACGACUAUUCUGGCUACGUCUCGGCCGCAGACACACGCAUGUGGCCCACUUGCCUUGCGCAAUUUGUAGGCGGCACCUGCCAAUCCCAUCCCGGCGACCUGCGCGCGUCGUGCGCCCGUCCUCUGCCCUGCCACGCUCAACACUUGAAAUUGCUGUCCAUACUACGUAUCGCGGCGGAGUUGCCACCCCGGACCAGAGCGCCGCCGGAAAACCUCCGUGCUAUUCCACCGACUUCAAGGGCUCCCAGUGGAGUCCCGAGUGUCGACUGAGGGGACGACGACAGUCCAAGUGGACACUCCCGUGCCUAUGUACGUCCGCGCUGAUCACCUGGUCCGCGCUCUGCGCGACGAUGCCGCAUACUGGGAAGCAACUGGGAAGCUCGUACGCGCCUCAAGGGAGAUCUGACGCUUGCGCGCAUCUUCCGACUGUCUGCACGGGCCCUGUGUAGAUACGCUCGUGCUUUCUGUCGUUUCUUAUCUCGCGCAAACCUACGUUGACCCCGGCUCUCGGAGGGUCAGGCCCCUGCUUCUCGGACGAUG